Molecule: messenger RNA, 221 nt
Organism: Racocetra fulgida
Lineage: Eukaryota; Fungi; Glomeromycota; Glomeromycetes; Diversisporales; Gigasporaceae
Source: the annotation of a GenBank genome assembly
AUUCGUCGCAAUUCAAUAUACCCUUUAAUUGCAAUAUCAUCAAGCAAUCCUUGGCUAGAAAUACGUUUAAUUUGCGAUUCUAUAGACCUCAAAAAUAAUGAACGUUUAUCAAAUGAUUCUACUGAAAUAUUCAAUAACGAUGAAAUAUGUGAAAUAAAUCAAGAUGAAAUGCUUGAAAUAGACGAGAGCAUUAGAGAAACUGAGCAAAAGCAUGCACAAUU